Molecule: messenger RNA, 1170 nt
Organism: Auanema sp. JU1783
Lineage: Eukaryota; Metazoa; Nematoda; Chromadorea; Rhabditida; Rhabditidae
Source: the annotation of a GenBank genome assembly
AUGCGUCGCUACAGUACAUAUACUAACCCAAACUAUGAGAAGGUUACUCUAAUGGACCCUUUUUCCGUCGUAAAUAGAGGUGACCCUUGGGUGGACAUUUUUAAAAAAUGUAUCAUACCCAACAUACCAAUCAUCUUUAAAGGGUUUACUAAUGAAUGGUCUGCCCUUGUAGAGUGGGUAACUGAAGGAGUUCCCAAUGUUGAUUAUCUAUUAGAAAACUUUGGGAAUGAAGAUUGUCCAGUUGUUGAUGCUGAGUCAGGAGAUUGCUCCUCCAUGAAGUUCAAAGAUUACAUUAAUUAUCAUUUAUCACAUGAUGAUCAUAAGCUUUACUUGAAGGAUUGGCAUUUCCAAAAGAAGUUUGGGACACAAUCUUAUCAUUUGCCUCCAUUUCUAAGAACGGACUGGGUGAACUCAGAGCAUUGGACAAAUGACGAAACAAAUGCUUUUAGAGGGGACUAUCGGUUCUUAUAUUUUGGCUGGGAAGGAACCUGGACUCCUUUUCAUUCUGACGUAUUGUCAUCUCACAGUUGGUCAGCAAACAUAUGUGGAAAAAAGCUGUGGUAUUUUGUUCCGAUAGGAAAAGAAAAUUUAUUCCGUCAGGGACCUGAUUUUGUAAAAGAUAUUCGAGAUCACAGAAGUUUAUGGGUAGAGGCUGGCGUUGUGGAAAUUAUCCAAAACCCAGGUGAAAUAGUUUUUGUUCCAUCUAAUUGGCAUCAUCAAGUUCAUAAUAUCGAGACAUCCAUAUCCUUGAAUCAUAACUCAGUGAAUGCAACAAACAUUUUCCACGUAUUUUCUUUUCUAUGUUCUCGAGAAAAAGAUGUGAGAAAAGAGUUCGGAGCAUACAACUUGGAAAACACUUUCGAACCCGAAGAAAUGACAGCACAAGUUCAGUUGGUUCUAAGAGCUGAUACCGGUUUAAAUUUUGAAAACUUGGAAAAACUUUUGGAGCAAAUCAUAUCAGAUAGAUCUGAAGGUGAGAACUCAACCUGCUAUGUGUGCCCUCUGCAUGUUGAUUUGAGAAAAUGCAUAGGAAACGAUGAAUGCAUGAAGUUCUUUUCCUCAAACUGCUCUUGUGUGGAUGACUCUUGUUCUAGUUGUUCUCGUUUAUUGAAUUCUUAUGAUCUCUCGAUAGCUUUACAAGUUCUAUCUGAAUUGAAACUCCAAGCAUGA